Messenger RNA from Glycine soja, 662 nucleotides. Its product is annotated as glucan endo-1,3-beta-D-glucosidase-like. Bases 62 to 430 code for a protein of 122 amino acids. The record is from RefSeq and is a predicted model, not a curated record. NCBI's taxonomy places the organism in Eukaryota, Viridiplantae, Streptophyta, Magnoliopsida, Fabales, Fabaceae. The transcript is spliced from 4 exons.
ACAGCACAGAUAUUUUCUCAAAGGGAAAUAGCACCAUUUGGCAUUUUACAAUUUCCAAGCUAUGGCCAAAUCAACUGGGUCACUUGUCUUUCUCUCUAUUUUCACUUUGCUCCUUUCUUGCAACUUAGGAGGGCACUUAAAGUUUGCUAAUGGAAUGCUAGACCAGGAAAGUUGGUGCGUAGCAAAACCUUCAACAAGUGAUGUUGCACUGAAUGAUAACAUUCAAUAUGGUUGCAUUGCCUUGGGUGAUUGCAAAAUGAUCCAACCAGGUGGAUCCUGCUUCUACCCAAACACUCUGUUAAACCAUGCCUCUGUUGUCAUGAAUCAGUACUAUGCAGCUAAUGGUAGAAACACUUGGAACUGUUUCUUCUCUGGCUCUGGUCUCUUUGUUGUCAGUGACCCAAGUUACGCUAACUGCACCUAUGCUUAGCGGGAAUAAACCGGAAAAAAGAUGUCUUGUUUAGAGAUAUUUUUACUAUUUUACUCUAUAGGCUACGUUUGAUUUCCAAAGCUUAUUACUACAUUCUACUAGGUGCUGUAAGGAAUAGGAAGUUUAUUAUUCACUGUUGUGGUCUUUGUAUUUCAUGAAGAUUAGUACUUUGUUAUUUCAUUACCUAAUGAAAAUAUACUAGGUUUCAAUUAUAAGAUUACUUUUAUGGCUA